GAGAGGCAAUGUCUGAGGAAGAAUGUGUAGUUUGAGGGCUGAGGUGGUGGUUUGGUUGAAUAAAUUUCUAUAAAGUCAAAAGGAUCGGGCAUGCUGCAAAUGGCAAUUAAUAAAACAAGCUGUCCAUUUCCUCGCAAAAUAGUCAACACUUUUUUCAUUUCAUGCCGCUUACAAAUCUCGACUCGAUCCUUAUUUUCUCCCGACGACUUUGCGCCAUGAAAAACCCAACCCACCCAGUGACUCAACCUUCUGCAGCUCACUUCCUUCUUUUAUUAUUUUCGAUUCUCUUCGCAUUUGCGUGUCUACGAACUGAAGCCAUUGUGCAGGAGCUCCUCGAGGGAUUUAAAGCAACCCCAGAUCUUUCAGUCUCGUCAUUUCAAGCUCUUCUCAGCGAUUCAACCGCCACUUUCGCACUCGGUUUCCUCCGAGUCAACUCAAAAGAACUCGCUCUCGCUAUCCUUCACAUGCCCUCUUCAGAACAACUCUGGCUCGCCAACCCGAAUCAGUUGGCGCCGUGGUCAGACCGAACUCAACUUGUCUUCAAUGGUAGUCUUGUAAUAUCUGGUCCAAAUGGAGGGGUAAUUUGGUCGACUGGAACUCAAGGCCACAGAGUUGUACUUCUUAAUUCAUCCAAUUUGCAAGUACAGAAGCUCGACGAAUCCUCCUCCAUUCUCUGGCAAAGUUUUGAAAGUCCCACAAAUACCCUUGUAGAAAACCAAAAUUUCACAAGCAACAUGUCACUUGUUUCUGCGAACGGGCUCUAUUCUAUGCGUUUAGGCAGCAACUUCAUCGGUUUAUACGCGAAGUUUAAUGAAAAAUCGGAUUCAGAGCAGAUUUAUUAUAGACACAAAGCAAUGGAAGCUAAGGCAAAUAUAAUCGAAGGACAGGGACCGAUUUACGCCAGGGUCAACUCGGACCGGUUUCUGGGUAUGUAUCAAGUUGGUACAGUUCCUCCGGUAGACAUGCAAACCUUUAACAGUUUUCAAAGAAAUAUAACGGGAUUCGUCUUCCUCCGGUUAGAACCGGACGGAAAUCUUAAAGCUUAUUAUUGGAAUGGGUCGAAAUCGAUAUUGGAUUACCAAGCCAUCUCUGACACGUGUGAGUUGCCGAGUCCAUGCGGUUCGUACGGUUUGUGUAGAGACAGGUCCGGUUGCUCUUGUAUUGAUAACCGGACGGAUUAUUCCUCCGGUUCGUGCCUUGCAUCAACGAGUUCCGGUGAUUUUUGCGGUGAGGGUGAAGAUGAGUACUGGGUUUUGAGAAGAAACGGUGUGGAUUUACCGUUUAAGAAGCUGAUGAGGUACGAAAUGACGUCGUAUUUGGAGCAAUGUGAGGAAUUAUGUGAGAACAACUGUAGUUGUUGGGGUACGGUGUAUAAUAACGGGUCCGGAUUUUGUUACAUUUUGGAUUAUCCGAUCCAGACGCUGCUGGGUGUGGGUGAUGAAAGUAAGAUGGGUUAUUUUAAGGUGAGGGAGGGUGCAGGGAAGAAGAAAAUUGAUGUGGGUCUUGGGGUUGGGAUCGGGUUGGUAUGUGGGGCCAUAGUUGUUUUGAUUGGGGCGAUUUCAUUUGGAAGCUACAAGAUGUGGAUAAAGAAAAGAGGGGUUAGACGGAUCUUGGAAGAUGAGGAUGAGAUCUUACCCGGUCCGUAUAAGGAUCUCGGGUCGGGUAGUUUUAAGUCCAUUGAGAUGGUUAACACUAGAUAGUUUCAAAUUAGUUUAUUUAAUAGUGCAAAUUUUGUCCUGCCUUUUCUACCGUUGGAUUAAAAUAUAGAGAAAUUUUGAAUGGCUUGAUAUUUUAUGAAAAAUUUUUUUUUAGACAAUUCGUUGAAACUUUUUGGGCAUAGAUAAGAGUGUUACAGAUUAAUUCACUUCGAGUGAAUCUCAUAUAAUUUAUAAAUAGUAUAGUUGCCUCAUUACAAUUAACAUCCCAUGCAAGAUGGUAGUUAGAUAUAAAUAAGAACUUUGGGGAGAUCAUAAGAUAUUUGUAUUAUAGGGGUGUAAAUUGAAUAAUCACUUGUAACUAGGCUUAUGUUAAUAAAUAUUGAGUCAAGUUUGAGUUUGAA
Molecule: messenger RNA, 2059 nt
Organism: Mangifera indica (mango)
Lineage: Eukaryota; Viridiplantae; Streptophyta; Magnoliopsida; Sapindales; Anacardiaceae
Product: PAN domain-containing protein At5g03700
Exons: 1
Coding region: 162-1700 (512 amino acids)
Source: RefSeq, a predicted model, not a curated record